Mytilus trossulus (common blue mussel) is the source of this 1269-nucleotide messenger RNA. RefSeq names its product gamma-aminobutyric acid receptor alpha-like. The coding region runs from base 16 to 1269 and encodes 417 amino acids. The record is from RefSeq and is a predicted model, not a curated record. The transcript has 8 exons. Gene Ontology annotation, molecular function: GABA-A receptor activity; extracellular ligand-gated monoatomic ion channel activity; chloride channel activity. Gene Ontology annotation, biological process: nervous system process; chemical synaptic transmission; regulation of membrane potential. Gene Ontology annotation, cellular component: neuron projection; synapse; plasma membrane. Lineage: Eukaryota; Metazoa; Mollusca; Bivalvia; Mytilida; Mytilidae.
CUCCUGGUGGUGUGUAUGGGAACAGACAGCUAUAAAAGUAAUGUUUCCAUAGUUUUAGAUGAAAUAUUGUCGACGUAUGAUAAAGAUCUUAGACCUGGUUUUGGAGGAAAUCCAGUUGAGGUAUUGACAGACAUUUAUUUGAGAUCUAUGGGCCCAAUAUCAGAAAAAGAUAUGGUGUAUUCGAUUGAUAUAUACUUUAGACAAAGAUGGAUGGACGAACGCUUAGCAACUAAUUCUUCGACAGAAAAAGAAAAUAUUUCUGUCAGCAUAAAAAUUCUUGAAAAAAUAUGGUUCCCAGACACGGUGUUUUACAACGGACGUAAAUCGUAUUUACAUAUGGUUCCUACGCCAAACAGGUUCGUGCGCAUUGGUCGGAAUGGAUCUAUUUACUUCUCACAACGAUUAACAGUCCGUGCAAUAUGCAAAAUGGAACUACACCAUUAUCCACUGGACUUCCAGACAUGUCCUUUAUACUUUGGAAGUUUUGCUUAUUCUGAGGACGAUGUGAAAUACACUUGGAAUUCUGGGAAAGAUGCGUCUGUAGCUCGAGCGCCUGACAUGACAAUGUCUCAGUUUGACCUCAUUAACUUCUCUGCAGAAACUUCAUUUACAUACAGAAAAGACGUUCGACAAUCCAUGCUGACAGUUUAUUUCAACCUAAGACGACAUACAGGUUACUUUGUUAUAAAUAUAUUUGUUCCCUGUAUGUUACUGGUUAUUUUAUCAUGGGUAUCAUUUUGGAUAAACAGAGAAGCUACCUCAGACAGAAUAGCCUUAGGUACGACGACUGUAUUGACCAUGGCUUUCCUAGCGCUGGACAGCCGGAGUGAUCUACCUCGUGUUAAAUAUGCAACAGCAUUAGACUUGUAUAUUGCCUUAUGUUUUGUAUUUAUUCUGAGUGUAAUAGUGCAGUUUGCAAUAGUUCAUCGUUUCACCAAACAUGGUCAUGGAGAUGUCGAGCCAUCACCAACUGAUAACGAUGAAGAAGACGAGGAAUCUGAAGACGAAACUGCACAUACAAGGAAUGGGAAACCUCACAACCAAUCUUUCCAGCCAGACACAAAUAUUCCUAGCAAUCGAGUGUUCCUUUGUCGAGGUGAAAGUCGUCUCCGUGUAUGGCUAUCCAGCUUACGUAUAAAGAAUCGAAGACAAUUCAAAAGACGAAAGCAUAGAAACAGUGUCAGUCAAAUUGAUAGAGUGUCUCGGGUACUCUUUCCUCUAGUGUUUAUUUUACUAAACUUCCUUUACUGGAGUUUUUAUCUAAAGUAG